GCCUUGAAAAAAUCUAUGGAUUACUCGGGCAUGAUCGGGAGAUGGGCAACGGUGCUACAGAGCAUGGGCUUUGACAUUCGUCAUCGGAAGCACGAGAGGCACGGGAAUGCUGACGGAUUGACACGACUGCCGACCCGAGAAGGUCCUCAAGAGCGAGGAGCCCAUCGCCAGCUGAUUGUCCAGGAACUUGUCGUCCCGCUCGCGCAAUUGGUCGAUGACCUCUCUCUCGAUAUUGUUUUGCAGAGUGACGAGAGUCCGGCUCCGCACGUCGUUACGCGAACAUUGGCACCGUAUCUUCAAUGGACUGCGUGCUUGGAGGAACCGGGGAGUGAAAGCGCCCUGCCAUCGCGGCAAGAGUACUUGAAGUCGGCCGGAAUCAUCAAUCUCACCUUCUCUCCGAAGCAAGAUACAUCCGAGGAGGCAGGAGAAGAAGAAGUCACUGAAGAAGAGGACGGCGCCGAAGAGGAAACGUCGGAGGAAGGGAGUUAUAGCGAGCAAAGCGAAGGGGAGCAGAGUGAAGAAGAAGAAGAAGAAGAAGAAGAAGAAGAAGAAGAAGAAGAAGAAGAAGAAGAAGACGAAGACGAAGAGGAGGAAGCCGUAUUAGAGUGGGAGGCCUUGCUGGAGGAAGCGGCGCCCACAAGCACGGAGGUGGAAGAUCUCGAGGCGGCACGAAAGAGGGAAGAGAUCGCCGCCGGAAAAAGCCAGCAGGAGUUCGCCAGCGAGGCGAACCUGCGCAUCAACGACGACCCGACCAAGGAUCCAGAGCCCCCCAAACCCAAAGAUGGCGACCCAACAGCCGCGGCUCCGAGCGCAUUGCCACGGAGACGAAGCCGAUCCCCCUCCCCCUCCACCUCCGCCCGUCCCCCAGUCCGUCCACGUACCGAUGCGGGGGAUCGGCCUUCGUCCCCGGUCAUUAUCUCGCCGUCCCCUUGAUUACCUCACCCUCUGUCAGAUCUCUACCCCCGUCACCUUCACUCG
Messenger RNA from Chara braunii, 978 nucleotides. Lineage: Eukaryota; Viridiplantae; Streptophyta; Charophyceae; Charales; Characeae. The record is from the annotation of a GenBank genome assembly.